Molecule: messenger RNA, 2493 nt
Organism: Didymosphaeria variabile
Lineage: Eukaryota; Fungi; Ascomycota; Dothideomycetes; Pleosporales; Didymosphaeriaceae
Exons: 2
Coding region: 1-2493 (830 amino acids)
Biological process (GO): carbohydrate metabolic process
Molecular function (GO): hydrolase activity, hydrolyzing O-glycosyl compounds
Source: RefSeq, a predicted model, not a curated record
AUGACCCAAUCACCCGCUCAAUUUGCAAGCCUACUCCCUAAGCUGACGCUUGAGGAAAAGGUAGGGCUACUCUCGGGCCGCGAUUUUUCCACUGCGGCUGGUGCAGCACGUCUCGGCAUACCUCCCCUUCGUGUUGCUGAUUCAGUAUGCGGCAUCAGACCAAGCGGACUGGAUGCCAACAUUACAACAGCUUCGUUCCCUAACACAGCCUGCUAUGGUUCCACUUGGGACAGUGAAUUACUGGGCCGGCUGGGCGAAGAGCUGGCACGUCAAGCGAGAUUGAAAAGCGCACAAAUAGUGUUGGGCCCGACGAUUAACAUCCAUCGCGAUCCGCGUGCAGGCAGAAAUUUUGAGUGCUUCUCCGAAGAUCCGUUGAUCUCGGGUGUAUUGGCGAGCGCCAUUGUCAAUGGCAUACAGCGUGGUGGUGUGGGUGCUUGCCCAAAGCAUUUUGUGGCAAAUGAUGCAGAGACUCUAAGACAUUUCUACAACGUGAAAGAGAAGGUGAAUGGGAGGCCAUUACGAGAAAUUUACCUGGCGGCGUGGCAGCACCUGUUGCGAAAUUCUGAUCCAGAGGGCGUUAUGACAGCUUACAAUAAAGUCGACGGCACCUUCUGCAGCGAGCAUGCCGAGCUAUACCAGGAAGUCCUGCGCGGUGAGUGGGGUUACAAGGGCAUUACCAUGUCGGAUUGGUUUGCGGUUCACGAUACUGUUGCGCCGAUCAAAGCCGGUCUUGAUCUCGAAAUGCCUUUUCCAGUAUUCCGCGGUGGACGGCUGGUCGCCAAAGUGAAAGCAGGUGCGGUCUCCGAGGCUGAAAUAGACGCGCGCGCCCUCAAAAUGCUCGAAUUGCGAGACCGUACCAGAGCUUGCCAUAGCGAAGAGCCAGAGCGUUCCGUAAUUAGGAAGGAGACGGGAGAUCUAGCUCGCGAGAUUGCACGUAGCGGUAUGGUUUUGUUGAAGAACGAAGGCAGUACGCUACCAAUUGCGAAUAGCGCUACAGUGGCGCUCAUCGGCGAGUUUGCGAAAGACCCUGUUUGCACUGGUGGGGGCAGUGCGUCUUGCAUCCCACAGUACAGACACUCGCCUCUCGAGGUCUUACGCAAAGAAUUCAAGAGUGUCGAAUAUGCGCAGGGCGUGCGGACGCGACGCAUCAUUCCCACUGUGCGCAAGGACAUUAUUCGGGCAGAGAAUGGUUCGCCUGGCGUUGACAUCGCAUUCUACAACAACGAUGACCUUGACGAAGUUGUUUUCUCGGAAAGCAAUGAAGAAGGCCGGGUUUGGAUGUUGGGCGAAUUUAAACCUGGCCUCAAAAUUCCCGGCUCUCACGUUCGAAUCUCAACUACUCUUACACCGUCGACGACAGGAUCUCACACCUUAGCGGUGCGCUGCACUGGAUCUUUCACUUUGACGAUCGACGGAACAGAGGUAUCUUCGGGUCCUGCUAUCCCCAUAUCGACGGAGCAAUUUAUAUUCAACCACAUCCUCCUUGAGGUCCGCACAGUGGUCCAGAUGCAGGCGCAAACCGAGUAUAAGGUCCAACUCAUUAUGCAAGGGCCUGAUAAACUCAGCGUCGGUGAACCAACGCCCUAUGCCGCCGCCCUCUGCUUUGAAGAAGCCUACUCUGAGGGUGACGCUAUCGAAGAGGGCGUCUCGAUCGCGCGCAACAGCGAUGUGAGCAUCGUUUACGCAGGCCGCAACGAGGAGUACGAAUCUGAGGGGUUCGAUCUUCAAUCUAUCGAGCUCCCAGCGAAUCAAACACAACUGAUACGAGCCGUAGCUGCCGCCUCUCGCAAGACCGUCUUAGUCCUCCAUGCUGGUAACCCGAUCGAUGUCAGUGAAGUAAUUAACGAUGUCGACGCAGUCCUUCUAGCACAUUUUCCUGGUCAAGAAGGUGCACGCGCAACAGCAGACCUAUUGACGGGACGUGUGAGCCCGAGUGGCAAGCUCGCAACGACAUGGUUCAAGACGUUAGCGGAUGCACCCAGUGCAGCGCAUUUUCCGCCCAAGAGACAAGAGGAUGGAAGCGUGACUGUUGAAUACGCAGAAGGCGUUGGGGUCGGGUAUCGGGCGGCUGGACUAAAGGAUGAAGUAAGGUGGCCGUUCGGAUACGGGUUGACUUACACAUCUUUUGUGUACCGAGGACUUGAAGUUUCCAUCGAUGGCCUGGCGCUGGAUUCCAAGAUCACAUGCUCUGUGUCGGUGAGGAAUGAUGGAAACGUGGAAGCGAGGGACGUCGUGCAAAUAUAUAUAACGCCCACUUCAAGUACGGAUGUGUGGCGGCCGGCGAGGGAGCUCAAGGGCUUUACCAAGACAAAACCAUUGGCACCAGGAGAAGAAGUGACCGUCACUGUCGAGAUCCAAUUAGACAUGGCUUGUAGUUACUGGAACGAGGUAGGAGGAGCGUGGAAGAUCGAGCCAGGGUCUUAUGGUGUUAUUGUAGGGGAUCAGAGAACCACUUUCGAAGUUGCAGAAGAGAAAGUAUGGAAUCACUUAUAA